This is a messenger RNA of Kluyveromyces marxianus DMKU3-1042, 825 nucleotides long. It is a transcript of the gene TRM9, whose product is annotated as tRNA (carboxymethyluridine(34)-5-O)-methyltransferase. Bases 1 to 825 code for a protein of 274 amino acids. Gene Ontology annotation, cellular component: cytoplasm; nucleus. The record is from RefSeq and is a predicted model, not a curated record. Gene Ontology annotation, biological process: tRNA wobble uridine modification. Gene Ontology annotation, molecular function: S-adenosylmethionine-dependent methyltransferase activity; tRNA binding. Lineage: Eukaryota; Fungi; Ascomycota; Saccharomycetes; Saccharomycetales; Saccharomycetaceae. The transcript has a single exon.
AUGAUGGCAGAGUUGAAGGAGGAAGAGUAUGUGCAUCAAGUGUACAACGAAAUUGCACCACACUUCUCGCAAACAAGAUACAAGCCAUGGCCAAUUGUGACAGAGUUUUUAAACUCAAGGGAAAUGGGGUCUAUUGGGAUCGAUGUAGGGUGUGGUAACGGCAAAUACCUUGGAGUUAACCCCAACUUAUUUAUAAUAGGUUCAGACCGUUCUUCUGGGUUAAUCUCGUGUGCGCACGAUAUCAAUAAAGACUACAACGUGCUCAUUGCAGAUGGGAUAUGCUUGCCUCAUCGUGAUAACACGUUUGACUUUGCAAUUUCCAUUGCUGUAGUUCACCAUUGGUCUACCAGAGAAAGACGUGUACAAGCUAUCAGACACAUCAUGAGUAAGUUGAAGUCUGGCGGAGAAAUGUUAAUAUAUUGUUGGGCUUUAGAACAGGCGGAUUCUCGUAGAGGGUACCAAGAGGGAAUGGAGCAGGAUGUCUUGGUGCCGUGGGUUCUUCAAAAAAAAGAGUCCACCAAGAAGAAGGAAUCCAAGCCUGAAGCACCAGCCAAGCCUGACUUGACAAAUAUUCCAAAACACGAAAGAUCAGCAUACAUUCAAAAGUGGAAGCAGGAACAGGAAGCCCUAAGGCUGCAAAGAGAAAGAGAGCAGGAAGAACUGCGCAAGAAACAGCAGGAAGAAGAAAAAAACAAUACAAAGUAUAGAUACUACCAUUUGUAUCGUAAGGGGGAGUUGGAGGAAGACUGUGAAAUGGCUGGUGGUAUAAUUAUCGGACAAGGAUACGAAAAAGAUAAUUGGUACGUAAUAGCAAAGAAAGCCUAA